Brassica rapa (field mustard) is the source of this 8411-nucleotide messenger RNA. RefSeq lists its product as uncharacterized. Gene Ontology annotation, biological process: double-strand break repair via homologous recombination; nucleotide-excision repair; telomere maintenance via telomerase. The record is from RefSeq and is a predicted model, not a curated record. NCBI's taxonomy places the organism in Eukaryota, Viridiplantae, Streptophyta, Magnoliopsida, Brassicales, Brassicaceae. Gene Ontology annotation, cellular component: DNA replication factor A complex. Gene Ontology annotation, molecular function: single-stranded telomeric DNA binding; damaged DNA binding.
CCCCCCCCCCCACCCAACUCAUCCUGCAUAACGUCCCCAAUGAUAAUGAUCCUGUUAUUAAGUCCCCAAUGAUGGUAUCUUACCCUUAUCUCUCUUACCCCAGAUCGAAAAUCCAAACCUUUAUCAUGGCAAAGAAGACUGCAAUCCUUACCGGCGAAGCUUCUUCUCCUCUCCUCUUCUGAUAUGUUUCACCAGGACCAGGAGAUUCCACCUUGCAGUUUAGGCUUAUUCAUUUCUGGGAAGCUCGGAAGAAUGUGAAAGGAGGACCAGGCAUCAUUCUUGGGAUCAAGAUGCUUAUGAUCGAUGCAGAGGGUACUGUGGCUCAGGGGUUCAUCGGUCAGAACCGUCGCACCCAAUAUGAAAAAGAGCUCCGGCUUGGCACUGAGUGGUAUUACAUUGCUUGCAAGGAUUGCCAGACAAAGCUAAACCGUGGGCCGACAACAAUGCUUUGUCCAAAAUGCGGGAAUGAAAAUGCUACUGCAGUAGCCAAUUACCGCGUUGAAAUGUAUGUCUAUGAUAAUGAGGAGCAGUGCACUUUCAUCAUCCUCGGAGAUGCUGGUAAAGAGCUCACCGGCAGAAAAGCAACAGAGUUGAUCGACGCUUAUGUUGAGGAUAAUGGUGGAGAUGGGGCUGAGCUUGAGAUUCCACUGCCACAAUGUUUAAUCGACACAAUUGGACAGACAAAGAAAUUCAGGAUCAAGGUGGCUCACUACAACUUUACAUCUACCCGCCUUUCCUUGACAGCAACCAAAAUUGUCUCAUCAGCAGUUUUGCCACCAAAGAAUCCUCCCUCCACUCAAGACGCCACCACACAGUGAAGUGAAAAUCCCAGAUUUACCUGAGAGUAGUGGUGGUGUUUCUUCAGCCAGUGACGAGCAGAAGAAAGCAAAGCGUGCCAAGCUUAGUGGCUAGAUCACAUGCAGUAUAGUCACUCCAUCACUGGCUGGUUCAGACUGCCCAGUCAUAAUGGUUCUCUAAUAACAGUCUUCUUCUCUCUAUUUAAUCAGUUUGGUUUUAUUAAAGUUGUUUGGUUUUCAUUUUUAUCUUGGUUAUGAAUCUAUGAUAAUUUUGCUUUCCUCUUUAUUCCUUCCUUUAAUGGUUCGACACUCAUUAAACGUGUUACAUGCAUGCAUACAAGUUUAAUUAGUCCAACACACUACAAGAAAAAUGGGUUUUAAUAGCAGACCGGAAUAGCGUUUUUUACGAUUGUGCUAUGUUUGAUAUACCCGUUAGUUUUAGAUAGCGUUUGUAUAUUUAAAAACGCUAUGAUAAAGUGGUAUAUUUGGAAACGCUAUGAUAACAUACGGUUUAAUAUGUAACACUUGGGUUUAAUAGCAAAACAUGAUUAAAAACGCUAUGUUUGGUUUUUGAAUCCCUAAAUCCUAAAACAAGUUUUUAAACCUAAACUCUAAAUACAAACUUUAAACUCUAUUUUAACAUCAAAUCAUAAAUUUAACUUCAAAUAUAAAACUUAAACUCAAAAUUUAUUCUUUUUAAUUUUAAUAUAUAAGUUCCAAACACACAAACUUUAAUUCUUCAGUCAAACUCUAUACCCUAAACUCUAACACCAAGCAUAUAUAAAACCAUACAUUUACUAAAUAUAAACUUCGAAUCUAAAUUUUAAUUAUUUAACAAAUUUCAAAUCUAAAUCUUAAUCACAAAAUAUUUAUAUAAAAACUUAACACUUAUACUCUCAAAACUAUAAACCCUUAAAUCAAAAACAGAACCCUUUAUACAAUAUAAUUAUACAAACCCUAUUACGCAGUUUUAAAAAAAUGUAUAACCACAAAAUUCAAAUCAAAAUUUAUAUUUUAAAUGUUAAAUUAUAAUAUAUAAUCAUUAAAUUUUUAAAAAUUUAAAACAGUAAAAAAGAAUGUAAAAACAAUCUUUACUGUCUUUUUUGUGGCCAUUGAUUGAUUCUAAUCUAAAGGUUAAAAUUUGUUCUUUUAUCUAUCUUCAACCUUUUUUCUCAUUGGUUAAUUUUUUUUUGUCAAGGAUCACACUUUUUAGCCACUGAUUUGUUUUGAUCUGAAGGUCUAAAAUCACUCCCUCUCUUUUCUAACUCCCGAUAGAUCUGAGAUCUCAUAUUUUUUUUUUUUGGGUUCUACGGUCUCACACUUCUCUUUCUUCUUCCUUUACAAUUUUUACUCCUCUGUUCAAUAUCUUUGUCUCUGUUCAUUCAUGGAAACAAAACUAUUAGAUUUGAUUUUGAUUGAAGGUUGGGUCCAGGAGUUGAGAGAUGAAGAAUCUCGUAGAAGAGACAUGACGACGCCUCUGUACAGUAGUCACUGAAACAAAACGUCUCUGGACCUGGCCUAUGUACGCCUCCUCUCAAGUACAUUGGAGAAGACGACCAGGAGACGACGAGAAAGCUUCGUGGAGAGGAGACAAUGACGACGAAGACCAAGGUGGCUGGAUGCGACGACGAGUAUGCCUCCUCUCUGCAACUUGCCUCUCAAAUCCCACGACGAAGAAGAAGAAUCAUGGCUGGAUACGACGACGAAAGUCAUGGAAGAACACGACGACGAAGGUGGUGGUGCGGCGGUGAGGAUUGGAAGAUGAAGAAGACAACGAAGGGGCCAGGGGGGUGUUGGUGCGGCGGCGUUUGGUAGUAAUUAGGUUAAAACUUGGUUUAGUUUUUGGUUUAUUUGGUUUGUUGGUUUAUUGUUUAAUUAGAUUUAUUUUUUAUAUUUUUUGUAAACCAAUUUAAUUAUUGAUAAAUUUAAAUAAUAAAGAAAAUUAUAAUUAUAUGAAUUAAUUUUAAAUUUAAAUUAUGUUUUUAUUUUUAAAUAAUUAACUAAAAAAAAUUCUAAAAUAAAUAUUUUUAAUGUAAAUAAUAACAAAAAAAACAUGCUAUUAAAGACUGUUUAAUUGCAUACAGAAAAACGCUAUAAUAUAUGAGAAUAGGAUAGCAGAGUAAAAAACCGCUAUCUAAUGUGUCUGACCUAUUAUGACGGGCGAUGAUACAUCGCUUCAGAAACCGCUAUAGUAUCGUUAUAUAGCGUUAUUCGUCCGCUAUUAAAACGCAUUUUUCUUGUAGUGACAUGAAAAAAAAAUUGCAUAAGGACUACGUACUUAAGAAUUCACAUUGUUAUAAAACCAAUGAAUGCAUGAAUUUGUUAUGUCCAGCUGUUAAUGGCAAAAGAUAUUCAUGCCAAAAAUUGAAUAAAAUAUAUUCCACCAUAAAUACAAAUAACAAGAGAUAUGGAAACAAAACAAUACGUUUUUCUAAAUAUAUUUUUUCUUUGACUCCAAGCUGAACACGGCAUAUUCAUUACAGCACUGCAGUCUACCGAUUCUCAUUCAACCUUCCGAGAGAGGUCUUCAACGCCUGAAGAGGAAACCGGCAGUACACUGCUUAUUUAAUUUGAUUUGGUUGUAAUAUGUUUCUAAACAAUAUAAAAAGUAAUUUUAUUUUGAAAAUAUAAUAAGUUUAGACCUACUUGAUAUUUUAAAACCAAAAAAUUAAAUUAAUAUCUUCUAACGAAAAUUCACAUAUAUUAGAACAAAGAAAGUUUAAAUGACUUAAAAUCCUAAUAAAACCAAAAUUUAAACUCUCCCUUAUUAUCAGUUUUGAAUCAAAAACAUUAAUAUUACUGAAAUAUUAAUAUAUUACUUUAACCCAAAACUCUAAUAAAACAAUUAUAAAAGUUGUAAAUUCACUACAUUGUUUCAUCAUAGCAGGUGUUUCUUUUAUGUUUAUAGUAUUUUGUUUAUAUCAAAUGAUGUAUUUCGCAGUAUUUAAACAUAAAUUUAUAUUGAAAAUUCGCAGUAUUUAAACAUAAAUUUAUAUUGAAAAUUAAUCUCUGCAUUUAUAAUAAAAAUUAAUAUUUGAAGUUCAAAAUUUCCUAAUUAAAAUAAUAUAAAGGUGGGUCAAACUUUUCCCAAUUUCAAAAUCUUAGCAUCUCUUAAAAAUAAAGAAAAUAAAUUUAUAAAUACAUAAAAUAUAUAAACAUAUAUGGAACUAUAAUUUCUAUAAAAAAGAAAUUUAAAAAAGGAAAAUAAUCUUGCCAUGUUGUUGUUUAUUUCUAGAGUUUGUCCUGUUACCGUACAAAUAUUUGCUUUCACCUUUCAAGUUGGCUAGCCCCACAACUCAUAUAUAUAUAUAUAUAUAUGUAAAUUAAAACCUAAUGCAUAAUUUUUAAUAUAACAUCUUAAAACAUAAAAAUUAAAUUUAUUACUUUGAUUAAUUAUAUUUUGUGAUUUUAAUUCUCUAUUAUAUCACAAUAUAUCAUAUAAAAAGCCAAUAUUUAUAACUAAUUGGACUUAUAUUAUGAAAGCAUUAUACUAAUAAUAUAGAAAUAAACUAUUUUAAAUAUAAUUUAUGUGUUAUAUAAAUUGAUUAUUAUGUGUCAUUUUUUAUUUUAUUAUUUAUUACUAACAAAUAUUAAAAAUAUUUAAUUUGUUGAUACGAAAUAUAUUAAGAAAUCUAUUUUAGUUGGGAUUUGUUUAAGGAAAAAUCAAUGAUUUAAAUUAGAAAGGGGCAUUAAAUGCUUAAAUCUAUUAUUUAAAUUAAGAAAAGACAAGCAGCCUUAAAUAUAGGUUCAAUACAUAUCUCAAUGGCAUUCUAAUGUAAAUAAAUGGUAAAUUUAAGGAGUAUUUCUAUUUCGUACUUCUUUUUUUAAUAAUAUAGAUUAUGAAAUAUUUGACCAUUUAAUCAUAAAUUUUGUUUAAUAUAUAUUUCGUUUUAAUAUAUGUGUAUUAUUUACAUCAUAUUAGAUUUCAUUUUCCGUAGUUGUAGCCAGUUAGCCGGUUCAAACUCUAUGAUUGACAAAGAGAUAUAAUUUUCCAAUGAAGUUUAUUGAUCCAAUUGAGGCUCUUAGCAUUUGAUAUAUAGUUCAAAAUAUUAUGUACACAACAUUCAUUUAUCAAGUUCUCUGUGAAUUACAAUUAUUUAAUAUAUUUGUCUCUUCUGUUUAAUUAUAUUACACCUGUUUUCACCCAUGAAGAGCUCUAUGUUGGUCAUUCCUGAGUUACUACCAAGGUAGGCAUCAAAAUUAUACAAGGAAAUGAUCAAAAGAUCGGAAAAGUUAAAAACAUAGUCUACAAAGAAAUGUACAACGGUCUACCUCACUUACCAGGUAAUCCAUUAUUAUUUGCAACACAAUAUACAACAUUAUCCAAAAAUACUAAACUCCUUUCUCUCCCUCCCCCAGUAUCACAAUCAGAUGCUCACCCAGAUCAGACUCCCCGGAAUCACGAACAACUUUCUAUAUCAUAAAACGCAAGCAACAAAUAAGUCUGCCGACCAAAAAACUCCAAACUCAAUAAUGAAGCUGUACUAACAAAAUUCUUUUUAACAAUUGGUCCGCCCCCAAUAGAAAGUGCCAGCUCUAUAAGAUCAUUCACAGUACACUUCGCAGACAUCGUCUACGUCUUAUCUUAUUUUUAUUCUUUUCUGUUAUCUACCAAAAACUAUUCCCUUUGGACAAUUACUAAUUUCUACUACUAAACUAUUUUGUUUUGAACUGUGUGAACUGACUAACGUUUUUUUUAAUCUUAAAAUUCUCCACACAAAAAAAAAUACUCAACACACAAAGACAAAUAAAAAUUUAUGACAAUUUAAAAUAAAUCAAUAUGCGGCUACCAAUCAAAAAUAAAAUUUAUAAUUUGAACAUGUUUUCCGCACGUUGCGCGGACACCGACUCUAGUUAAAGUAAUAGACUCAUAACAACCACGUGUUUUGUGAAAAAAAAAGUAAGUUAUUGUGGGUUUGUGACAAAGAGAAAAAUACCAGCGGCGUCAUUAAAAGUCAAAAAGUGAAUGAUUUUUUCUUUUCUUUUUUUGUCACAGAAAUGAUUUUUUCUUAUAACAAAGAAUUAUAAGUGAAUAAAUAAAACGCUCGAGGCAAAAGACAUGAUGUAGCCUCGUGAUUUAUAUGGCCAUACCAUUGAACAUAAAGAGAGAAUGAUUUUGGGGUCAAAAUGAUAUAUGUUAGAAGAUAAAGAUCAAAAUAAGAUGAUUAUCCAUACACAUGUCUUUCUUACAGCAAUGAUGUCAUCUAUCACUUCUUAGUGUUUUAUCUUUUUUUAGUAAAGCAACCGACUUAUGUGUAGUAUAAAUAGCAUUCAUUCUCUUUACUUUGUACGUACAACAAGAAGAAGAGUUUAUAACAAUAAAAAAAUCAUUUGCUCUCAUCUCUCAUUAUUCUCCAACAUAAAUAUAUAUAUAAUAACUAUAAGCAAAGCUAUAGUUAUCUAUUUACUCCUUUUUAUUUACAACACGUUAUCAGCACGAGGCUCUGACCAACUGAAGUUUAUCAAUCCAAAAGUUCUUAAACCAGCCGAGAUAAUGUUUAAAUUUAUGUAUUUCAAUACAUUUAAUUUAUUUAAAUUUUAUUAUUGUUUCGGAGUAAGAGGCUGGACCUUCUCCGUUCGGGAUGAUAGGCGCUGCCUUCCCCGACUGAUCGUUAUGGUAGGCUAUGCCUUCACGAUCAGAGAAACACGUGGUAGGCUUUGCCUCCGUGAAUAAAAAAAAAGGUCAAAAAUGGUAGACUAAGUCUCUUCGGACCUUAAAAUAAAUAAAGUCAAAAUGGUAGACCAUGUCUCCUCGGACUUUGAAAAAAUGAUCAAUAUGGUAGUCUAUGACUCCUCGGAUCAUGUGGUAGGCUGAGCCUCCCGAUUUUAUUUAUGCUAUUUAAAUUCCUGCAAUUUAAAUUUCUGCAAUUUAAUUUAUGCAUUUAUUUUAUGCUUUUAUUAUGUCUUUAAAUUCUCGUCUUUAUUAUAAUAUUAUUCUAUGAAUAAUGUUAUCAAGUGAAUUUUGACAAAGCUCAAAAUAAAUGCCCUUGAUAUUACGAGAAAUAAUUAUAAGGCUUGGGCAGUGGGUGCAAAGAUGCACCUGAGAGAAAAUGAGCUUUGAAAAAUCAUCGAUAUAAUCUAUAUUGGAUGAGAAAAAGAUAAAGCCAUGAUAAUUUACACCACGUUAAUGAAGGUUUAUAAGAUAGGUGUAUCAUGAGAACAGAUCUAGAAGAUCUUUGAAUAAUUAAAUCCUUGAAAGAAAGGAUUCAAUAAAUAGUUGGAGUUGAUGUAAAUCCUCCUUGAAAACUGAAAAAAAAAAUGAAAUCAUGAUACUAAACCAUCAAGUCGGUCCUACUAGAACAGGACGAGGGUGUAGAUGCGGUUGAAACCCCCUAUCAUGGUCGUGGAAGAGGACGAGGAAGAAGAUUCCGUCCCUAUGAAAAUAAUAAAAACGUCCACGAAAAAUAAAAGUGGUCGGGUGAUAAAAGGCAAACAAAAAAGGUUUGCUAUAGAUACGACCAGAAAGAAAAUUGGGUACGUAGUUGUCGUACGCCAAAUAUUUAGCCGAUCUAUAUUGAGAAUCAAAAAGAAAAAGAGAAAGGAAGUAUAUUAAACUUCGUCUCUUAUGAGCCCGAACCAUCUUUCAUAGCUUGAAUACUCAUCUUGAUGAUUCAGAUUUUCUGGUUAGUCCAGAAAAUGAAAAUAAAAUAUCGAUGUGAAAUGAGGAUUAUUUUCCUGAAUAAGAUUUUGAGAUUCAGGAUGGAGAUAGAUAAACCUCGCAGAUAUUGAGUCAUCGUACAUGACUACUAAAGGUAACAAAUAUUUCUUUUCUCUCAAAAUAAAUAAGUAUAGUAUUAGUAAUAUAAGCAUAUUAUUGGCUCUAGAGGAGCUUAUGAUGAAAAGACAUGCAUAAGAAAAAGGAUGGCAUUUGUAUAAAUGAGUGGUAAACCUGGAGUUUACUGAUAUAUAGUCAUCUCCAAUAAUGUUAUCGACAUUAUUGUGAAAUAUUGAAAAACCAGAAGUUUUUCACAUAUAGCAUGUCAAGAAAAUAAAGAAAACCAUCAUGGUGAUGAAUCAUCAAACAAGUUCACAAUAUGUGAUUUCUUUAAACAGACCCCAAAUUAAGAUCUCACUCUAAAGGAUUUGAAACAUAAUUUAUCCCAAAUGGGAAAACUGAAUAUGUUAUUGGUUCUAGAGUGGGAUUCAGUACGAGAUUUUAGACAUGGAGUGUCAUCAUCUCGAGGGAGAGAAUCAAAGAAUCCUGGUUAGUGGAACAUUGAAAAAUUAUGUUUGCACUUGAAAAAGAACUUGAUAAAGUAAAUUCAAGUAAGAUGAUCCCCAUGAUUGGGUGUAAACAUGCAGUUGUGCAUGUAAUAAAGACAUAUACAAUCCAGAGGGAUAAAGUAUAUGGAUACUUAGAAAUAUGCUCGCAAGUUUGCUAGAAGCAUAUGAUAAGCUGAUGGAAUGAGAUAUGUGAAAUGGAUUACAAUGAAAAGUAGAAUAAUCCAUUUACAAAAUGCCUGCCAGACAUUUUGAUGAAAUAAUGAUAUCUCAUAUUCCAGCUGAAAAUGCUCCAAUAAGAAAAUAGUGUCCUAAACGGACGAUAUAUGAGUCUAUGGCACGCUAGAGACGUGAUAGACCACUUUGGUUCCAAAGAGUCCUCGAAAAGGAGCA